AUGAAGAUGCGCAUCUGCAAGUUGAUACUGUGCUCGGUGUGGCUGUGGACGUGCCUGGCGCUGGGCGGGGCGGCGCGCACGCCGGUGCUGGCCACGCCGCAGGGCCGGCUGCGCGGCGUGCUCGGGCCCGCCGGCCAGCGACGCUACUACGGCAUACCCUAUGCCACGGCCGGCAGAUUUCAGGCUCCGAGGGAGGCGCCGCCAUGGAGCGGCGUGCUGGAGGCGGUAGACCGCUUCCGCAGCUGUCCACAGAUGCUCUUUUCCGCGGUGGUGGGCUCGGAAGAAUGCCUGGUUCUGGAUGUGCAUGCGCCGGCGCGGGUGCGAUCGGCACGCGGCCUUCCCGUCAUGGUAUUCAUCCACGGCGGUGCCUACUACUAUGGUACUCGGGCGCACUACGACCCAGAAUACUUGGUAGCUAAGGACGUGGUCGUCGUCGUGAUAAACUACAGGCUGAAUGUGCUCGGUUUUCUCUGCGUGAAUGGAGUCUCCAAUCUCGGGUUACGGGACCAGGUGGAGGCGCUGCGCUGGGUGCGGCAGAACAUCGCGGCCUUCGGCGGCGCGCCCGGAGACGUAACGUUGUGCGGGCAGAGCGCGGGCGCCGCCGCCGCUACCAUGCACCUGGUGUCGCGCGCCAGCCGCGGCUUGUUUCACAAGGUCAUCGCGAUGAGCGGUUCGCUGCUCGCGCCCUGGGCGUUCAACUUGGAGCCUCUCGCCCCUGCCCUCAACGAUGCGCGGAAACUGGCACCCGCCGACACCGAGCGAGAUAUCUACGAAGUGUUCUUGAAUUCUCCGAUCGACGAUCUGAUUCGCGCGACCGCAGACACCUCCGUGGAUCCGAGGUACUUUAAAUAUUCGCCGUGCAUGGAUUCGAACGCGACGGAUCCAUUUUUCCUCGGCGAGCCGUACGAUAUGCUCAAAAAAGGAGAAUUCACAAAGGUACCCAUGAUGAUAGGGCACGCUGAGGACGAGGGCGUCCUGUUCUUUGGGUUGAGGGAGCGAGAAAUUUUGAAGAAACUGGACGAGGAGUUCGAGGAGAGACUUCCUUCCGUGUUCUCCUGGUGUCCGUCGAACAGGAGGGCGAUCGCGGGAGCGCUACGCUCGCACUACUUUGGCGCGGGGAGCGUUAGCGAGGCUGCUGGCCGCGGCCUCGUCGACUUUUAUUCGGACUGGAUCGUGCGCGGCACGCACGACGCCUUCCUGCGCCUGCUGGCCUCCGUUUCCGACGAGCCCAUCUACAACUAUAUAUUCUCGUAUCGGGGCAGCAGAAAUUUCGCGACGAUGUUAGCCACAUUGCGCGGGGGUGCGGGCUCAGGUGCGAGCGCGACGCACUCGGACGACAUCUUCUACAUAUUCAAGCCGGGCGGGUUGCCGCUACCCGUCACGCCGAGCGACAGGACCUUCAUCGACAGACUAACUCUCCUUAUCACAAACUUUAUGAGAUUUGGGGACCCCACCCCGGCGUCUCGUAGCUCGGCACUGCUGUCGUUUCGAUGGCCGCGGUGGAAUGCAUCCGUGGCCCUGCGGCUGUCAGGUUCGCCACAGCCCGUGCGGAGCCGUGCGGGCACGGCCAGCGGGCCGUUCUUGCGAGCGCUGUGCAUGCACGGGCGGCGCGGUCACGUGCCCUGCGACAGCGCCGCGAUCUGUGCUACAAACUCCACCUUCACACGCGUCAACUUGGGUUCGGCUGUCGGCACACCGUAGCUGUAUAAUUAACCGAGGACGAAAGUACUCUCCAGCGAUAUAUGUACCAACUAGUAACAUCUAGUGGUAAAUAUUUACCAGGACUAUUCCUGUCCCCCGACAGACUCGACACUAGAUAAACAAAAAUAAUAAUAUAAGUUCAAGUUUAAACAUCCCUGAUAUGAGUGGAUUUAUAUGAGGGAUAGAAUCCGGAACCGAAUUUUGGUAUUCAUAGGUACCUUUAAUUUUUCUUCUGCCAGCUGUUUCAACCAAAGAGCUUCCUGAAUGACCAAUGAUAGAGCCAUAUUGUAUAUUAAGCCUCACUUGUAGAAAAGGCUAUGUU
Messenger RNA from Papilio machaon (common yellow swallowtail), 2023 nucleotides. It is a transcript of the gene cce-3, whose product is annotated as juvenile hormone esterase. The coding region runs from base 1 to 1701 and encodes 566 amino acids. The record is from RefSeq and is a predicted model, not a curated record. Gene Ontology annotation, molecular function: hydrolase activity. The transcript is spliced from 3 exons. Lineage: Eukaryota; Metazoa; Arthropoda; Insecta; Lepidoptera; Papilionidae.